CAUCAUUCAACUGCAUAAAUGGCUCUAAUUCUCUAGAUACAUCGAAACCUACACAAUUUUUCGUUUUCGAAACUCCUAAGUCAUAAAUAAAAUGGAGAUUCUUAUGUCAAACUGGUCUGAAGUUGUUCAAUCCAUGCCAGAAAAAUACAUAUUCCCUCCUAAUAAAAGGCCCGGAAAUCACGUUUUUCCCGUUUUCAAGAACAUUCCAUUGAUCGAUCUCGAAGAGACAAAUGGCCGUGACCGAACCAAGCUAAUUCAACAGAUUUUCAGUGCAAGCCAAGAUUUUGGAAUCUUUCAGGUGAUUAACCAUGGAAUUCCUACAAGCCUAAUGGAUGAUACAAUGAGUGUUUCAAAGGAGUUUUUCGCUAUGCCAGCCGAGUAUAAAACGAGCUUCUAUUCAACCGACAUAGCUAGAAAAUGCAGAAUCUACUCGAGCACAAUGAAUUACGAUAACGAAGAAGUUCACUACUGGAGAGAUAAUUUCACUCACCAUUGUCAUCCACUUGAAGACCAAAUUUACCUCUGGCCCGAUAACCCUACCAGAUACCGUGAAGUAGUUGGUGAAUAUUCGGUUGAAGUGAGGAGGCUUAUGUUAAGGAUAUUGGAAGUUAUAAGUGAAGGGCUGGGUUUGAAACCCGGAUAUUUUGAUGGUGAACUGAGUAAGACACAACUCUUGUCUGUAAAUCAUCAUAUUCGAUGCCCUAAUCCGAGUUUGACUUUAGGAAUGCCUGAACACAGUGACCCUAAUCUCAUUAGCUUGCUUCAGCAAUCUUCUGUUCCUGGUCUUCAGAUUUUUCACCAUGGUCAAUGGAUGGAUGUUGACCCCAUUCCCCAUGCCCUUAUUCUCAUUCCAGGUCUUCAACUCAAGGUGAUUAGUAAUGGGAAAUUUUCGAGCCCGAUACACAGAGUGAUGACGCACUCGGAAGAAGCUCGGACCACCAUCGGGACAUUCUUGAUUCCAUCGCAAGAAAUAUGUAUAGAGCCGGCGAAGGAAUAUUCCGGCGAAGAUCCCCUCUACAGAAGUUUCACGUAUAAAGAAUUCUUCAACACCUUCACUCAGAGCAACUGUGAUGCUGAUACUGCACUCCAAUAUUUUAAGAAAUAAUUAUAAAGAUCACUAAAAUAAUAAUGUGCAGCGAGUACUAAACACCCAAGAAAGUCAUCAUUUAUUUAAGGAUGAAGUGAUUAACGGAUAAAUGCUUGAGUGUGUGUGUGUGUGUGUGUGUGUGAGAGAGAGUGCGCGUGCUUGUGUGUGUGAGUGCGUGCUCGCGUGUGCGUGUGGAUUGAAGUUCCAAUUUAUAUAUAUGUGUGUGUGGAUUGAAGUUGCAAUUUUCAUUAACCACUAUCUUCUUCUU
Molecule: messenger RNA, 1355 nt
Organism: Erythranthe guttata (spotted monkey flower)
Lineage: Eukaryota; Viridiplantae; Streptophyta; Magnoliopsida; Lamiales; Phrymaceae
Product: hyoscyamine 6-beta-hydroxylase
Source: RefSeq, a predicted model, not a curated record